This is a messenger RNA of Hibiscus syriacus, 2012 nucleotides long. Its product is annotated as probable inactive receptor kinase At5g16590. Gene Ontology annotation, molecular function: protein binding; protein kinase activity; ATP binding. The record is from RefSeq and is a predicted model, not a curated record. Lineage: Eukaryota; Viridiplantae; Streptophyta; Magnoliopsida; Malvales; Malvaceae. The transcript is spliced from 2 exons. The coding region runs from base 16 to 1920 and encodes 634 amino acids. Gene Ontology annotation, biological process: protein phosphorylation.
CAGAGCAAGCAACACAUGAAACUGAAUUCCAGCAUAAUGCGUUUCUCCAUGUUGUUGUUAUGGACAACAACAUUGUUGGUCAGUGUGAACUCAGAUCUAGCUUCGGACAGGGCAUCCUUAAUGGCUCUUCAAGCAGCUGUCGGUGGACGCUCGCGUCUAUGGAAUCUGUCGAGCAGCCCCUGUACUUGGACCGGCGUAAACUGUAGCGGAGACAGAGUCGUCGAGCUAAGAAUGCCUGGAAUGGGACUGUCAGGCAAGCUUCCCAUCGCCAUUGGCAACUUAACUCAGCUCCAGACACUCUCUCUUCGAUUCAAUGCUCUUUCUGGGCCAAUCCCAUCUGAUUUUUCAAAGCUGACCUCUCUUCGAAACCUCUACUUGCAAGGCAAUGGAUUUUCCGGUGAGAUUCCUGUGUUUUUGUUCACUUUGCAGAACCUGAUUAGGCUUAAUCUUGCAGACAAUAAUUUCACCGGAUCUAUCCCAGAGAGUGUUAACAAUUUGACUAGGCUGGGUACUUUGUAUUUGGAGAACAAUCACUUAUCUGGGAUUUUACCAGAUAUUCGUUUGCCUACACUUGUGCAACUCAAUGUUUCUUUUAAUCAGUUGAAUGGGUCAAUCCCAAAAGGAUUGUCAGGGCAGCCAAGGACUGCUUUUCAAGGGAAUGCUUUAUGUGGGAAGCCAUUGGUUUCUUGUGGUGGAACUCAAAGUAGUGGGAGUAAAUUCUCUGGUGGAGCCAUUGCCGGCAUUGUUAUUGGGUCUGUGCUUGUUUUUCUGUUGAUUUUGAUUCUAUUGAUAUGUUUAUGUAGAAGGAAGAGUGGUAAGAAAAUGGAGUCAAGGGACAUUGGCCCUGCAAAACAGGCUGAGGUUGAAAUUCCUAGAGAAAAGGCGAUAGAGGAAGAUAAUAAUAGAAGUAACGGGUUGCCUGGGGAUGUUGGUACUAAUAAUAGAAGUAAUGGGUUAUCCAGGGUAGCCAAAAAGGAUGCUAAGAGUAAUGGGAGUAAGAGUUUGUUGUUUUUCGGGAAGGCGGCGAAGGUGUUCGAUCUGGAUGAUUUAUUGAGAGCUUCUGCAGAGGUGUUGGGGAAGGGAGCAUUUGGGACGACUUAUAAGGCCACGUUGGAGACAGGGAUGGUUGUUGCAGUGAAGAGGCUAAAGGAUGUGAUGGUGCCGGAGAAGGAAAUCGAAGAGAAGAUGGUGGUAGUCGGAGCCAUGGAUCACGACAACUUGGUCCCGUUAAAGGCCUGCUACUUUAAUGGGGAUGAAAAGCUCCUUGUUUAUGAUUACAUGCCCAUGGGAAGCCUGUCUGCACUUUUGCAUGGUAACAGAGGAGCGGGCAGGACUCCAUUGAAUUGGGACACACGGUGGGGCAUUGCCCUUGGAGCUGCUAAAGGCAUUGCAUACCUCCAUUCGAAGGGCCCCAUAACCUCCCAUGGGAACAUCAAAUCCUCAAACAUCCUACUUACUACAUCCUAUGAAGCUCGUGUAUCUGAUUUCGGUCUUGCUCAGCUCGCUAGUUCCCCGUCGGCUCCAACCCGUGUAGAUGGCUACCGUGCCCCAGAGGUAACAGAUGUUCGUAAAGUAUCCCAAAAGGCAGAUGUCUAUAGUUUUGGUAUAUUGCUUUUAGAACUACUUACUGGUAAGACACCUACACAUGCCUUACUAAAUGAGGAAGGGGUAGACCUUCCAAGAUGGGUCCAAUCUGUUGUCCGAGAAGAGUGGACAGCCGAAGUGAUCGACCUCGAACUUCUGAGAGACCCCGAUGUUGAGGAAGAUAUGGUCCAACUCUUGCAGCUUGCCAUCGAUUGCACCGCUCAAUAUCCCGACAACCGUCCUUCCAUGGCCAAGGUGAUGAGCCGAAUCGAACAACUUGGCCGAUCUAGCUCCGGGGAAGGGACUCGUCAACUUCAUGAUGUUGCAGAUGAUUGAGGCUCCACCUUCUUCAGUAAAGGACUAAAGCCAUCAGCCAUCAGCCAUCAGCCAUCAGCCAUCUUUCCAUUGUCAUUAUGCUUAGAGUCUUG